GUCCACCUCGCCAGCCCAGAUGUCAGAGGAAAUCGCUGAGAAAAAUGAAUCAGAAGAGGAGGUUAGUGAGAAUGAUAGAUCAGAAGAGGAGGUUGAUGAAGACGACGACGUGGAGAACGUCUCCGAGCCAGAUGCCACCGAAGUUGAUGUCCUCGACACCGAAGCCACCUCGGAUCAAGAAGCACACCACUUUGGUGUCAAGAACCCCAUUCUCAUCAACUUUCAAGGCUACACGCUCACGAUGGGCCUACUGAACACCAUAAAGGCCAAGGCCAUAAACAAAGAAGACAAGGUGCGAAGACUCGCUUCUAACAGACCGAGCGAAUGGAAUCACGGAGGAGACAAAGAGGAGUAUGUUCGAGACCCCCGAAUCCGCAGAAUUUGCAGAAUGUCCCGAUGUGUCCAGAAGUUGCACAGGCAUAUCUGCCGAUCGUCAGAACCGGAAAGCAUGCCAUGAUCGCGAGUCAUGAUAUGAUCCAGAAGCGCCUUUGCUCAGACGAGUAGCCACGGCAAUAUAUCCCUUUGCGCAGCGGUAUAAUAAUGCGAGAUACACCAAGCUUUGUGAGCCCAGGUGAACAAGGCGUCGUACUCUUGGGCUUGUGUGGUGCUGACUUUGACACUGCCUCGGUUAUAUGCGAGCUUCUCAACAAGAUCGGUCGAGUUCAGCGAAAGCGGCGGCACAG
Molecule: messenger RNA, 683 nt
Organism: Aureobasidium pullulans EXF-150
Lineage: Eukaryota; Fungi; Ascomycota; Dothideomycetes; Dothideales; Saccotheciaceae
Exons: 1
Coding region: 20-457 (145 amino acids)
Source: RefSeq, a predicted model, not a curated record